This is a messenger RNA of Cucurbita maxima (winter squash), 938 nucleotides long. Its product is annotated as NDR1/HIN1-like protein 6. The transcript has 2 exons. Bases 178 to 915 code for a protein of 245 amino acids. NCBI's taxonomy places the organism in Eukaryota, Viridiplantae, Streptophyta, Magnoliopsida, Cucurbitales, Cucurbitaceae. Gene Ontology annotation, cellular component: plasma membrane. The record is from RefSeq and is a predicted model, not a curated record.
GAAACGCCGUGCAGCCUAAUUUCCGCCACCGCCGCAAGGCUCCCUUGUCUUCCUCCUCUGCCUCACUCUCCCAUUUUCCAUCGAUUUCUUCUCGUCGGAUUAUCGGAAUUCCGGCAGGUCUCCGGUCACCGACUCGACUCUAAGAUUUCUGUAGAGAGUUAGUUGAGUUCAGAGAGUAUGGCAGAGCCGCCAUUGAAGCCCGUACUCCAGAAGCCUCCGGGUUAUAAAGAUCCAAAUCUCACUGCUCCGCCAGUGCCCAGACCACCGGCGAGGAAACUGAUUCUACCGUCGCCGCUAAGCCAGAAUAACAAGAAGCGACGGAGCUGCUGCCGGAGAUUCUGUUGCUUCCUCUGCCUUUUUGUUCUGAUCCUGAUCGUCGUGAUUGUCGCCGCCGGUGGCUUUUUAUACCUCUGGUUUGAGCCAAAACUUCCUGUGUUUCAUCUCCAAUCAUUCCGGAUCUCCAAAUUCAACGUCACCGACAAAGCCGACGGCUCGUAUUUAAACGCCAAAACAAUCGGUCGCAUUGAAAUCAAGAAUCCUAAUGAGAAGUUAUCACUAAAUUACCGCGAUAUCGAGGUCGUUACCGCCGCCGGAGAAGGUACUCGAAUUGAAUUAGGAUCAACAAUCGUGCCGAGCUUUAUUCAUUCGAAGGAGAACACGACGAGUUGGAAGAUCGAAACAAUGGUCAGCAACGAAAUCGUCGACGGCGGAGCGGGGCGGAAGCUGAACUCCGGCAACAAAACCGGAGAGCUAGUGGUGAUCGUCGAAGCACGUACGAAAAUCGGAUUCGUGUUGAAUGGGCGGAGAACGCCGCGGGUGAAGAUCGAAGUGUCGUGCGGUGGCGUGAGCUUGAAACGUCUCGACGGAGGCAACACGCCGAAAUGCUCCAUUCAUUUGCCCAGAUGGUUUCUGUAGCCAUAAGAGAAGGGAAAAAGAAA